AUGUCAGUUUUCGACGAAAUUGCCCAUGCUAACUCGCUAAAAUUCUGCGGAAAUUUCAGCGUUAAAGUGCCGCUGGUAUGGUCGAUGUUGGCACGUCUCACGUUCAACGCCUAUCUGUUGCAUAUGCCCAUCAUAUACAUAUUCAACCAUUUGAGUUUCUUGCAGAGCGCCACCACACCCUACGAGCUGCUCGCCGUUGUGCCACUCGUCGCUGUGCUCAGCUUUUUGGCCGCAUUUCUCUUCUACGUUUUUGUUGAGUCACCUUUUGGCCGUCUCUCAAACGCCCUUCUAAAAGCUAUCUUCUGA
Molecule: messenger RNA, 306 nt
Organism: Anisakis simplex (herring worm)
Lineage: Eukaryota; Metazoa; Nematoda; Chromadorea; Rhabditida; Anisakidae
Source: the annotation of a GenBank genome assembly